Messenger RNA from Belonocnema kinseyi, 1686 nucleotides. RefSeq names its product ankyrin-1-like. Gene Ontology annotation, biological process: positive regulation of transcription by RNA polymerase II. The record is from RefSeq and is a predicted model, not a curated record. NCBI's taxonomy places the organism in Eukaryota, Metazoa, Arthropoda, Insecta, Hymenoptera, Cynipidae. Gene Ontology annotation, cellular component: nucleus. The transcript is spliced from 4 exons. Gene Ontology annotation, molecular function: protein binding; transcription cis-regulatory region binding. Bases 421 to 1332 code for a protein of 303 amino acids.
UGGUCUAGCGACAACCUUGUCUAGUUCCACCAUGCUUCCAACUAUCCAAGAAUCCACAAGAAAAAAGUUAUAGGCAGUAUACUGCAAGCUACAAGGAAUACAAGAUUUUACGGUACAUAUACGUAUAUACCUAUAUGUAUAUUUGCAAAAUCCUGUUUAUUUAAAACAUAUAUUUUAGCCAGUAUAGCGCAAACCCGGUGCCACUUAAUAAGAGACACAAAGGAAUAGUCAGGAGUGAUAUCACCCGAUUUUAUUGGUAAAAAGACGAGACGAGCAGUGUCCAAGAAUUCCUUAAUGUUUUCAACGAAUGAAUGUCCUUGAGCAGACACGCGCACAUGUGCAGUGCUGUUUACGCUGUCACGUGUUGCAUCCAAUUCCCGAUAUUCUAUUUUGACAUGAGAUCUCGACGGAAAUGCAGCAAUGGAAGUCAAAAUUUUUGACAGUCCUUUGGUCGAUGCAGCCAAAAGGGGUAACUCUGACGACAUAGAAAAACUUUCCGAAGUUUAUGUAAAAAAGAAAACGAAAAAGCAAGAAUUCUACCCAGCGCUUUACAUCGCAGCUUUCCAAGGUUAUGAAAAUAUCGUGAGAACUCUUCUUUCUAAAGGGGCCGAUCCAAAUUACUGUCUCCAAGGCUGCUUACCACCGUUGCAUGCAGCUGCACAAAAAGGUCGACUUUCAAUUGCAAAACUGCUUCUAGAUCACGGUGCUGAUGUUAAUCCAAAAUUGAGAGGCCAAUAUGGAAGAUCAAGAAUAUCUGAAAAGGCUGAAUAUUUUUCAAGCCCGCUUCUCACUGCCGCUCGAGGAGGCCAUGCAAAAAUGGUACAGAUGCUUUUGGACAAAGGUGCGGAUAUCAAUGCAAGAUUAAAUUCAACAUCUGUCAAAGUUCCUCAUCAGAUUGAACGACUCUUCGCUUUUGGAGACUACAGUGAUUCUAAUAUUUCUUCAAACAGUUCGAUUCUUGGAUACACACCGCUACAUUUUGCAAUCGAAGCGGGGGAGAAAUCUGUCGUAAAGCUGCUAUUAAAACAUGGAGCAGAUGUAAAUUCUAAAUCUGACAUGGGUGAAUCACCACUAGCUCUAGCUGUCGAAAAAGAUGAAGAGUCGAUUAUUCAGAUUCUGAAGAAAGCAGGCGCUGAUAUGAACGUAGAAAUAGUUCAGUUAAUGAUGUUUCGAGAGAUGUUCGGUGUUGGUUUAAAAAGGAAGGAACUGAUAAGUGUUAAAGAUUCUAAUGGAUCGAAUAGUGAGGACAAAGAUUCUAGGGAAGUGAUCGAAAUGGAAUCGACCUCAAUAAAAAAGUACAAAAUUAGUGAUUACAGCUGCAUUAUCAGUUAGAAUAGUAAGCGAUAUUGUUAUCAAUUUUUUCAUAAAUAAAAUUUAACUAUAUUUACAAUAGUUUUUUAGAGAGAUGGUCAUAAAUUUAGAUGAAUCAAUGCGUUAUCAUUUCACAUUUGGCAUUUUUAAAAUAAAAUCAAUGUCCCUUAUAUGUCAAAAGUUUGGACACUUAUAUUCGGAUUUGUGUUAAUUGACGCGGUUUUUUUUUAAAUUCAGAAACUACGUAUGCUGUGUGAAAAUCAUACCCUAAUUCUAAUAUAGUUUAUUAUACCUUCACUUGGACAUUCGAAAGACUUAGAUUUAGUUUGAUGCUUUAGUUAAAUUUUAAACUCCAAUAAAACUGCUUGAACCCUU